UUCCAGAGAUAAUCGAUGGAAGCGUCCUGACUGCCACUGUUGUAGACCUCAAUGCCUGGGUCGAGUACGAGUUUCGAGUGUUGGCCAAAAACAGCGUUGGGGUUGGAGAACCCAGUCCCGUCUCAGUCAAGACGAGGACAGAGGAUGCAGUUCCAGAUGCGGCACCGGGUGACGUGGGUGGAGGAGGUGGAAGCAGAUCUGAACUGGUCAUCACAUGGGAGCCUGUUCCCGAAGAACUGCAGAAUGGCGAGAGCUUCGGUUACAUCAUUGCUUUCCGCGCCUUCGGAGAGGUUAGCUGGACUCACGUGGCCACCUCUGCCCCCGGCGCAUCUCGCUACGUGCACCACAACGACAGCAUCGCGCCCUUCUCUCCGUUCCACGUCAAGGUUGGCACUUACAACAGCAAAGGCCAGGGUCCCUUCAGCCCCGUGGUGACCAUUUACUCCGCAGAGACGGAGCCAAGUGGAACGCCGGCGGGAGUUUGGGCCAGAAGUGCCUCCGCCGCCGAGAUUGAAGUGAAUUGGCAGGCUCUCUCCUUCACCCCCGAAAGGGUGCUGGGCUACGAGGUGGUUUACUGGGAGGAUGACACCAAGCCGGAGACUAUGGGGAAGGUCAGAGUGCCAUGGAACCAAACCUCGGUCACAGUAAACAGCUUGGCAGUGAACACGCAGUAUUUUCUAACAGUCAGCGCCUUCAACACGGCGGGCACUGGCCCUUUCCUCCCUGCCAUCAACGUCACCACAAAAAAGCCACCGCCAGCCCAACCACCGCUGAAUAUUGAAUGGACCCUAAUUGGCUCUCAGCUGUCUCUUUACUGGGAGCCUGUGGUGGCGAUGGAUUCAGAAUCAGAAGUCACAGGCUAUCAACUUUCAUACUGGAGACAGAGACACAAAGAGGUAAACACGUUCACAACAGCCAAUUCAACAGCGGAGCUGACCCUCCCCGAGAGCGACAGCGACUUCAUCAUUCGAGUUCAGACGCUGAGUGAAGGAGGACUGGGUCCACCCUCGGAUCCCAUUCGAAUCCACAAACUCAGUAUGAGUGCCCGUGGCUCCAAAGCCUGGAGUGUGGACGUUUCUCUGCUCUCCAUAUUCUUCGCCGUUGCAAUAUCUACAUUCAGGUCAACAUUGUGACAUAACUUUGCUCUGAUUUCCAACAUUUGCUAUUGAUAUUUUUUCCAAGAAUUUCUGAAGAUGGCCAUGUUUCUUUCUUUCUUUUUUUCUUCUUUUU
This is a messenger RNA of Austrofundulus limnaeus, 1230 nucleotides long. Its product is annotated as contactin-3. Gene Ontology annotation, biological process: cell-cell adhesion; axon guidance; brain development. Lineage: Eukaryota; Metazoa; Chordata; Actinopteri; Cyprinodontiformes; Rivulidae. Gene Ontology annotation, cellular component: plasma membrane; axon. The record is from RefSeq and is a predicted model, not a curated record. Gene Ontology annotation, molecular function: cell-cell adhesion mediator activity.